AUGGCGCAGACGAUCUUCGAAGCCCUGGAGGGGAUGGACAAUCAGACCGUCCUGGCUGUCCAGUCAUUGUUGGAUGGCCAGGGAGCAGUUCCUGAUCCCACAGGCCAGAAUGUCAAUGCACCUCCUGCCAUCCAGCCGUUAGAUGAUGAAGAUGUCUUUCUCUGCGGGAAGUGUAAGAAGCAGUUCAACUCGCUGCCGGCAUUUAUGACCCAUAAGCGGGAACAGUGUCAGGGGAAUGCCCCGCCCUUGGCCACGGUCUCGCUGGCCACCAACAGCAUCUACACCCCUUCAGCAGCACCCACAGCCGUUCAGCAGGCCCCGCCUCCUGCCAGUCGCCAGAUCUCCACGUACAUCACAGUGCCCCCAUCCCCACUGAUCCAGACCCUGGUGCAGGGGAACAUCUUGGUGAGUGAUGACGUGCUCAUGUCUGCCAUGUCGGCCUUCACAUCCCUGGACCAGCCCAUGCCCCAGGGCCCCCCACCCGUGCAGAGCAGCCUGAACAUGCAUUCUGCACCCAGCUACCUCACCCAGCCUCCACCACCUCCUCCACCCCCUCCACCACUACCGCCUCCCCCACCUCCCCAGCCCCCACCACCCCCACCCCAGAGCCUGGGCCCCCCUGGGCGUCCCAACCCUGGUGGGAAUGGCGUGGUAGAGGUGUACAGUGCCACUGCCCCCCUGGCCGGAAGUGGAACGGUGGAGAUCCAGGCAUUGGGGAUGCAGCCCUACCCACCCCUGGAGGUGCCAAACCAGUGUGUGGAGGCUCCGGUGUAUGCCACUCCCCCAGUGUACAGCCCGGGCAAACAGGGAUUCAAACCGAAAGGACCAAACCCCGCUGCCCCCAUGACCAGCGCCACCGGUGGCACGGUGGCCUCCUUUGACCCUCCACCAACACUGAAGACCCGACGGGCCAAAGGUGACAGUGGACUCCCAGAAGCUGCAGGGAAGCCAAAGGCUCAGAAACUCAAGUGCUCAUACUGUGACAAGUCAUUCACCAAAAACUUCGACCUACAGCAGCAUAUCCGAAGCCACACCGGUGAGAAGCCCUUCCAGUGCAUUGCGUGUGGCCGUGCCUUUGCCCAGAAGUCUAAUGUCAAGAAACACAUGCAGACUCACAAGGUGUGGCCCCCAGGGCGCAGCGGUGGCACUGUCUCUCGGAACUCUGUGACUGUGCAGGUCAUGGCCCUGAACCCCAGCAGGCAGGAAGACGAGGAAAGCACAGGGUUGGGCCAGACCCUGUCAAGCACCCCUCAGGCCCAGACCUUGCCUACAGCAGGUGAGGAUGAGGGGAACAAGCUGGAGACGAAGCAGGUGGUCCUCAUUGAUAGCUCCUAUCUGUGCCAGUUCUGCCCCAGCAAGUUCAGCACCUACUUCCAGCUCAAGUCUCACAUGACCCAGCAUAAAAAUGAGCAGGUAUACAAAUGUGUGGUCAAGAGCUGUGCCCAGACGUUCCCAAAGCUCGACACAUUUCUGGAGCACAUCAAGAGUCACCAGGAGGAGCUGAGCUACCGCUGCCACCUCUGUGGCAAGGACUUCCCCUCGCUGUACGACCUGGGCGUUCACCAGUACUCCCACAGCCUCCUGCCGCAGCACAGCCCCAAGAAGGAUAGCGCUAUCUACAAGUGUGUCAAAUGCGUCAACAAAUACUCCACCCCUGAGGCCCUCGAGCACCACCUGCAGACUGCUACUCACAACUUCCCUUGCCCGCACUGCCAAAAGGUAUUUCCUUGUGAACGCUACCUGCGGCGUCACCUGCCCACCCAUGGCAGCGGGGGCAAGUUCAAGUGCCAGGUAUGCAAGAAGUUUUUCCGGCGGGAGCACUACCUCAAGCUGCACGCUCACAUCCACUCAGGUGAGAAGCCCUACAAAUGCUCAGUGUGUGAGUCUGCAUUCAACCGCAAGGACAAACUGAAGAGACACAUGUUGAUCCAUGAGCCAUUCAAGAAAUACAAAUGCCCCUUCUCGACACACACAGGCUGCAGUAAGGAGUUCAACCGGCCGGACAAGCUGAAGGCCCACAUCCUGUCUCACUCCGGCAUGAAGCUCCACAAGUGCACCCUGUGCAGCAAGUCCUUCAGCCGCCGCGCCCACCUUGCCGAGCACCAGCGUGCCCACACUGGCAACUACAAGUUCCACUGUGCUGGCUGCGCCAAGGGCUUUUCCCGGCACAAGUACCUCAAGGAUCACCGCUGCUGCCUCGGCCCCCAAAAGGACAAGGACCUGCAAGCCCGGCGGCCUCCUCGGAGGAGGGCAGCCCCCCACAGUGGCAGCAGUGGUGGGCGCAAGAUGGAGACCUCCCUACCUGACCCGCUGGGGCUGGAGGAGCUGAAAGACACAGGGGCCGUGGCAGUGCCUGAGACCACCCCAGGCAAGCCACCCUUUGCCGAGCCGGAUGCCGUGCUGUCCAUCAUGGUGGGUGGCUCGGUGGGCGGAGAGCCCGAGCUGGUGGUGCCUGGGCAUGCCGAAGGGCUGGGCUCCAACCUAGCACUUGCAGAGCUGCAGGCAGGGCCCGAGGGCCCGUGUGCCAUGCUUGCGGUCCCCGUCUAUAUCCAGGCCUCGGAGUAAUGGACCCAUGUUUUUGCUCCCAUGCACUCGCCUGAUGUUUGUGUUGGGCCCGGGGCCUCUGUGGGCAGACUAGAGAUCCUUCCCAAUGGAAGCGAGCCUUCGGCAGAAAUCCUUUUGGAAUGUCAUUUGUAAGCCCUGACUCGUGGCUGCCCUCUUGUGUCCUCUGUCCUAAUGGAGAGCCCCUUAGCAUUCUGGGGUUUGGAGUGGGGCUAUCUAUGAGGGCCAUGGCAAGAGAUGGCUGGAGCCUGAUCAGCUCAGGGUCUGGCUGGUCAGGAUGGCAGUUGGCGGCCUAAGAGAGAAGACAGGGCCGUCCUGCCCACUGAUCUGCUUCAGUGGCCUCUUGUCAGGCUGUUUUUCUGGAGGCGUGAUGUGGUUGGAGCCUUUAUCUUUGGGACCUUUUUACAUAUGCUUCCUCACAGCAUCCUCAAGACCACUGUGAUGUAAGCAUUUAGGAGGCAUUCAAGUGUCGUGGUUAAGAGUGCAAGUAGCAGCCACAUCUGACUUCAAAUCCAAGUGUUGCCACUCACCCACUGUGUGACCUUGAGCAAGUUACUUCACGUCUCUGAGUCUUGUGUUCCUUGUCUGUGCAAUGGGGCUUAUAAUAGUACUACCUCAUAGGGUUGUCAUGGGGAUCCAGAAUGAUGAAAUGUGUAAAGGGUUUGGCGUGGUGCCUGAUGCUUGGAAAGUGCUCAGUAAAUGUGUUUAUCACAAUUAUGUGUCCAGGUGGUUCAGGCCCGAGCCUUGGCAGUUUCUUUCUUAGCUCCUAGGUGGCAACACUCUCCCCUCCAAAGCUGUGGGUCCCAGGGCCCCUCCCACGCAUCUGAUUCCUGGGUCUUGGCUGCCUCCAUUAGCAAUGAGCAGGUUUGGUGCUCCCAGAACAGGGUUUUUAUAGAACAUGGUCCAAGGAAAUCCAGGGGAGGGGGUUUAUACUCACUUUGGAAAAUUCAGGAUCCUAGGUCUAACCUCAAACUCUGUGGAAUUAGAAAUUCCCAGAACCAGAAGUUCAUCUGGAGCAAGCCUCAAGAUGGUCAUAAUG
Messenger RNA from Trichechus manatus latirostris (Florida manatee), 3601 nucleotides. It is a transcript of the gene ZNF341, whose product is annotated as zinc finger protein 341. The coding region runs from base 1 to 2565 and encodes 854 amino acids. Gene Ontology annotation, biological process: regulation of transcription by RNA polymerase II. Gene Ontology annotation, cellular component: nucleus. The record is from RefSeq and is a predicted model, not a curated record. Gene Ontology annotation, molecular function: DNA-binding transcription activator activity, RNA polymerase II-specific; RNA polymerase II cis-regulatory region sequence-specific DNA binding. The transcript has 15 exons. NCBI's taxonomy places the organism in Eukaryota, Metazoa, Chordata, Mammalia, Sirenia, Trichechidae.